Cebus imitator (Panamanian white-faced capuchin) is the source of this 4526-nucleotide messenger RNA. RefSeq names its product family with sequence similarity 13 member A (gene FAM13A). NCBI's taxonomy places the organism in Eukaryota, Metazoa, Chordata, Mammalia, Primates, Cebidae. Bases 383 to 3394 code for a protein of 1003 amino acids. The record is from RefSeq and is a predicted model, not a curated record. The transcript is spliced from 24 exons. Gene Ontology annotation, biological process: signal transduction.
CGCUUGGGUUUCCCUCAGCGCCUGGCUGUUUCGGGGCCCGACUGCCUCUCCGGCCGGCAGGGGGCGGCACACGCUCUCCCUGUCUUGGCGCUUUUCCCAGUGGCUCGGCUCUGCGGGCGAGGCUCUUUUCUCACCAAGGGGAAAUUUUAGAAUCUCACCCCCAGGGGACUGGGUGGGAAAGCGGAGGAUCCUCUAGUCCCGUGAGCCGGCUGCGAAUGGGGCAGGGCGAGCUCACGUGGGGCGUGUUUACAAACAGCAGCCGCGCCGCCGUGCGGAGGCGGCCGUGGUGUCGGAGCCCAGCGUCAGCGUGCGUGGACAGUGAGAGCCCGAGCGAGGAUCAUGAGUCACGCAAAGUAAAGCAGCGGUUCGGCUGAAAGAAGACAUGAAAAAGAUAGUGGCAGUGCCAUUAAAUGAACAGAAGGAUUUCACCUAUCAGAAAUUAUUUGGAGUCAGUCUCCAAGAACUUGAACAGCAGGGGCUCACCGAGAAUGGCAUUCCAGGAAUAGUAUGGAAUAUUGUGGAAUACUUGACGCAGCAUGGACUCACCCAAGAAGGUCUUUUUAGAGUGAAUGGUAACGUGAAGGUGGUGGAACAACUUCGACUCAAGUUUGAGAGUGGAGUGCCCGUGGAGCUCGGGAGGGACGGUGACAUCUGCUCAGCAGCCAGUUUGUUGAAGCUCUUCCUGAGGGAGCUGCCCGACAGUCUGAUCACCUCGGCAUUACAACCGCGAUUCAUUCAGCUCUUUCACGAUGGCAGAAAUGAUGUUCAGGAGAGUAGCUUAAGAGACUUAAUAAAAGAGCUGCCAGACACCCACUACUGCCUCCUCAAAUACCUUUGCCAGUUCUUGACAAAAGUAGCCAAGCAUCAUGUGCAGAAUCGCAUGAAUGUUCACAAUCUCGCCACUGUAUUUGGGCCAAAUUGCUUUCAUGUGCCUCCUGGGCUUGAAGGCAUGAAGGAACAGGACCUGUGCAACAAGAUAAUGGCUAAAAUUCUAGAAAAUUAUAAUACCCUGUUUGAAGUGGAGUAUACAGAAAAUGAUCACCUGAGAUGUGAAAACCUGGCUAGGCUUAUCAUAGUAAAAGAGGCCAGUUGUAAGAACUCCCUGCCCAUCCUUUUAACAGGAGGCUUAGAAAGAGACACGCCAAAACCACCUCCAAAAACCAAGAUCCCAAAGUCCAGGAGUGAGGGAUCUAUUCAUGCCCACAGAGUACUGCAACCAGAGCUAUCUGAUGGCAUUCCUCAGCUCAGCCUGUGGCUGAGUCGUAGAAAAUCCUGCUUGGAAGACAUGAAUUCAACAGAGGAUGCUCAUAGUGCCAACUUGGCAUCAAGUUCACAGGAAGAUGAAAGACCUAUGUCACCUUUCUGUUUGAGUGCUCAUGUACCUCAAGUCAGCAAUGUGUCUACAACCGGAGAACUCUUAGAAAGAACCAUCCGAUCAGCUGUAGAACAACAUCUUUUUGAUGUUAAUAACUCUGGAGGUCAGAGUUCAGAGGACUCAGAAUCGGGAACACCACCAGCAUCUUCUGCCACAUCCGCCAGACAGCGACGCCGCCAGUCCAAGGAGCAGGAUGAAGUUCGACGUGGGAGAGACAAGGGACUUAUCAACAAAGAAAAUAUUCCUUCUGGGUUCAACAACCUUGAUGAUUGUAUUUUGAAUACUCAGGAAGUCGAAAAAGUACAUGAAAAUACUUCUGGUUGUGUUGGAGAACGGAGCAAGCCUAAACGUCAGAAAUCCAGCACUAAACUUUCUGAGCUCCAUGACAAUCAAUACGGUCUUGUGAAUAUGGAAAGUCUCAAUUCCAUAGGAUCUCAGGAGAGAACUGGACCUGAUGAUUUUGAAAGGAUGUCUGAUGAAAGCAAAGAAAAUGAAAAAGAUGGUGGACACAGUCAGCAUCUCGAGAGCCCCACAAUGAAGAUCCAGGAGCAUCCCAGCCUAUCUGACACCAGACAGCAAAGGAAUCAAGAUGCCGGUGACCAGCAAGAGAGCUUUGUCUCCGAAGUGCCCCAGUUGGACCUGACUGCAUUGUGUGAUGAGAAGAACUGGGAAGAGCCUAUCCCUGCUUUCUCCACCUGGCAGCGGGAGAACAGUGACUCUGAUGAAGCCCACCUCUCGCCGCAGGCCGGGCGCCUGAUCCGUCAGCUGCUGGAUGAAGACAGCGACCCCAUGCUCUCUCCUCGAUUCUAUGCUUACGGGCAGAGCAGGCAAUACCUGGAUGACACAGAAGUGCCUCCUUCCCCGCCAAACGCCCAUUCUUUCAUGAGGCGGCGAAGCUCCUCUCUGGGGUCCUACGAUGAUGAGCAGGAGGACCUGACACCCGCCCAGCUCACACGAAGGAUUCAGAGCCUUAAAAAGAAGAUCCGGAAGUUUGAAGAUAGAUUCGAAGAAGAGAAGAAGUACAGACCUUCCCACAGUGACAAAGCAGCCAAUCCAGAGGUUCUGAAAUGGACAAAUGACCUUGCCAAAUUUCGGAGACAACUUAAAGAGUCAAAACUAAAGAUAUCUGAAGAGGACCUAACUCCCAGGAUGCGGCAGCGCAGCAACACACUCCCCAAGAGUUUUGGUUCCCAACUUGAGAAAGAAGAUGAGAAGAAGCAAGAGCUGGCAGAUAAAGCAAUAAAGCCCAGUGUUGAAGCCACACUGGAAUCUAUUCAGAGGAAGCUCCAGGAGAAGCGAGUGGAAAGCAGCCGUCCUGAGGACAUAAAGGAUAUGACCAAAGACCAGAUUGCUAAUGAGAAAGUGGCUCUGCAGAAGGCUCUGUUAUAUUAUGAAAGCAUUCAUGGACGGCCGGUAACAAAGAGCGAACGUCAAGUGAUGAAGCCACUAUAUGACAGGUACCGGCUGGUCAAACAGAUCCUGUCCCGAGCCAACACCAUACCCAUCAUUGGUUCCCCCUCCAGCAAGCGGAGAAGCCCUUUGCUGCAGCCAAUUAUCGAGGGUGAAACUGCUUCCUUCUUCAAGGAGAUAAAGGAAGAAGAGGAAGGGUCAGAAGAUGACAGCAACUCGAAGCCAGACUUCAUGGUCACUCUGAAAACAGAUUUCAGUGCACGAUGCCUUCUGGACCAAUUCGAAGAUGAUGCUGAUGGGUUUAUUUCCCCAAUGGAUGAUAAAAUACCAUCAAAAUGCAGCCAGGACACAGGGCUUUCAAAUCUCCAUGCUGCUUCAAUACCUGAACUCCUGGAACACCUCCAGGAAAUGAGAGAAGAAAAGAAAAGGAUUAGAAAGAAACUUCGGGAUUUUGAAGACAACUUUUUCAGACAGAAUGGAAGAAAUGUCCAGAAGGAAGACCGCACUCCUAUGGCUGAAGAAUACAGUGAAUACAAGCACAUAAAGGCAAAACUGAGGCUCCUGGAGGUGCUCAUCAGCAAGAGAGACACUGAUUCCAAGUCCAUGUGAAGGGCAACCCCUGCCUGAGCACUGGGGGCGCUGGCGGCUGCAGUGAGAGUUCGCUGGGAAAGAGCAGUUCUGGAAGGCAGCCUUGGAGCUGGCCCUGCAAAGCAUGCGGCCCUUCUGCCUCUUGAUCAUUGGCAUCAGCUCCUUUUUCCAUUGCCUCCCUUAGAAACUGGCUGGAAGAAGACAGUGUGACCUGACUUAGGCAUUUUUUAAUUGGAAAGUCAAGACUUCUGUGUGUGUGCGUGCGCGUGCACACACACACACACCCAAAUAGUGGAGAUUUCCUAACACUAGCAGAUAUGAAACACUACAUUAGAUGACACUCAUCUACAGAGAACAUACACUGUUCUUCCCUGGAUAACUGAGAAACGUGAGACCAUUCUCUGUCUAACUGUGAUUAAAAACAAGCUCAGGACUUUAUUCUGUAGAGCGAGCUUGCUGUGGAGGGCCGUGCUCUCCUCAGACCCAGCUGAGUGUGAACGUGCAUUGGAGCCCUAUUUGCUGCCGCGGCCAUUCUAGUGACCUUUCCACAGAGCUGCGCCUUCCUCACGUGUGUGAAAGGAUUUCCCCUUCAGCCCUCAGGUAGAUGGAAGCUGCAUCUGCCCACAGUGGCAGUGCAGUCAUCAUCUUCAGGAUGUUUCUUCAGGACUUCCUCAGCUGACAAGGAAUCUUGGUUGCUGUGUAGGACUGAGUCAUCUUCAGAGGACAGACUGUGGCAGCAGCUGUAUGAAUGCUGACUUUAAAACCAGGUGAUGGGGGAAGAGCCUGGAGAUUCUUUCCUGAACACUGACUGCACUUAGCAGUCUCAGAUUUUAUCAUCAGACACCAAGCCAGGCCAGCAUGCUCAUGGCAACCUGUCUGGGCUGUUUUGUUGUGGCACUAGCCAAACAUAAAGGGGUUGCUUAAGUCCUAGCCUGCGUAUAAAGGAUCAGGGGAGAGAAAGGGCCUGUGUUCUCAGCCUCCUGAGUACUUAACAGAGUUUUAUUUUUUUUAAAAAAAGAAAAUCUGCACUGAAAUCCCCAAACUGACAGGUAAAUGUGUAGCCCGCAGAGCUCAGCCCAAGGCAGAAUCUAAAUCGCACUAUUUUCAAGAUCAUGUAUUAAAAAAAAAAGUCAUGCCAUGUGGCCAAUUAUAA